Coffea arabica (coffee) is the source of this 5422-nucleotide messenger RNA. Lineage: Eukaryota; Viridiplantae; Streptophyta; Magnoliopsida; Gentianales; Rubiaceae. The record is from RefSeq and is a predicted model, not a curated record.
UUCUCAUCCUUCUUGAGUGGAAUUUUCCACGAUCAGGGGCCCCAGGCAUGUGGAAUGUGGAUCAAAAGCAGAUGUAGAAUCCCGGCAAUGACUAUAUUUUAUUUUCAACUGAAAAUGCCAAGCAAUUUCCGUUGCAAAAGCAUCCCACCCAGUUUGUCAAAGAAGCGCUGCACCAAAAAAUCCUCAUAACUCUUGUCACUUCCGUUUGAGUCAAAGCAGUUCCUUGCUGCUUCUAGCUACAGCUAAAACCUUCCACUGCAAAAGAGUAUUCUUAUCUGAAGACUGUACCCAAGGAACAAGAAGAAUGGCUGAUGUACUUAUAGCUUCCACAAUAGAGGUAGCAUUGAAGAAGACACUUUCCCUUGCCAAUGAAAGGAUUGGCAAGUUAUUCCAAUUCAAGGAGGAUUUGGACACCCUCAAAGGAUCUGUUGCUAUGAUCCAAGCUGUCUUGGCUGAUGCAGAGGAAAAGCAAACGCAUGACCAGGCCGUGCGACUGUGGCUCCAGAGGCUAGAAGCCGUGGCGUUUGAUGCCGAGAAUUUGUUGGACGAGCUGAAUUAUGAAGCUCUUCGUCGCCAACUUGUGGGCAAGGUGCGCUCCUUCAUCCUCUCCUCUGACAUUAAUAUUGUUUUCCGACGGAGAAUGGCCUCUAAGAUCAGGGACAUCAACAAGAAGUUGUAUAAGAUCAAUAAAGAAGCCAAUGAUUUUGGACUGAUCAGAUUCCAAAGGGCAAGUUUCCCCCUUUCUACUAGUGCUAAAGUCACACUAAAUAGAGAGACGGAUUCUAUUGCUGGUCAUUAUGUUGUAGGAAGAGCUAAGGAUGAAACAAGGCUGGUGGAGAUCUUGCUAAGCUUGUCAGAAAAUGCCGUUUCUGUAAUUCCCAUCCUUGGGAUGGGCGGAUUGGGAAAGACAACUUUAGCUCAAUCUGUAUACAACAAUAGCCAAGUUGAUAGCCAUUUUGAGAAAAAAAUUUGGGUUUGUGUCUCCGACAAUUUUGAAGUGACGAGGCUUUUGAAAAUGAUUUUAGAAUCACUCACGAGAAGAAAUAUUGACAUGACCAGUAGGGAUGUCAUUGUCCAGGAAAUUAGACAACAACUUGUGGGAAAAAAAUAUCUUCUUGUUCUUGAUGACGUCUGGACCGAAAGCCAAAUCUUGGGGGAUGAUUUUUUACGUUUGUUACGGGGCCUGAAUGCAACUAAUGGAAAUUGGUGUGUUGUGACAACUCGUAAACAACAAACUGCAUCCAUUUUGGCUACACAUGAUCCUUAUGUGUUAGGAAAGCUAUCUGAUGAUGAUUGUUGGUCUAUCCUAAUAGAGAAAGCCAAUGCAGGUGGAGAAAUUCCCGAACAACUGCAAGUCAUGAAAAAGGAAAUUAUAAAAAAAUGUGGUGGCCUACCGCUAGCUGCAAGUGUAAUGGGAGGUUUAUUGCGAAGGAAGGAGUGGAAAUUGAUUUUGAUGAAUAAGCUUUCAAAUUUGAGCAGAGAUGAAGACAGUGUCAUGCAAAUACUUCAGUUGAGUUUUGAUAAUCUACCAUCACCAGCCAUUAAGAAAUGUUUUGCAUAUUGUUCUAUUUUUCCCAAGGAUACUGAGAUGGAAGGGGAUAUGCUGAUCGAACUUUGGAUGGCAGAAGGCUUCCUUCAAGUAGAUCUCAAGAACAAAAAAAUGGAGGAAAUUGGAGAAUAUUACUUGGAAAUUUUAUUGCAGAGUUCUUUGCUGGAAGAAAUAAGAAAAUAUCGGAGAAGGUGUUAUAAAAUGCAUGAUAUGGUGCACGACGUCUCAAAAUCAAUAAUGGCAAAGUCUACUAAAGUCAUUAAUUCGGAGACUGGUUCAGAAGACAAUAGUAAUCAGGUUCGUUGUCUUGUAAUAGACUCAUUUGGAGAAGGCACAAAAAAUCUUUUCAAGAGUCAAUCAAAUUUGCUUCAUACAUUGUUUCUAAGUCAAGGUAGCUUAUCUGAUGAUAUGCUAAUGAAGUUGAAGAAUCUGCACGUUCUGAAUUUGUCCAGUGUAGAAAAUCAGAAUCUGCCAAUCUCAAUUGGCAAACUGAUACACUUGAGGUACAUUAACUUUGAGCGUUCUAGAAGUCAAACUUUGCCGGAAUCUGUUUGCAAACUUUAUAAUUUGGAGACACUGAGCCUAAAUAGCAUAUAUGUCAAAGAUCUUCCGAAAAAGAUGUGCGAUUUGAUUAGCUUGAGACAUCUCUAUUAUUACAUACAUGAUGAUAAAGAAUUUCAAAUGCCGCUGCAGAUGGGACGGCUGACUUGCCUCCAGACACUUGAGUUUUUUAACGUGGGUCGAGAGAAGGGUCGACAAAUUGGAGAGCUUGGAAGCUUGAAAAACCUCAAAGGCAAAUUGGAGAUACGCAAUCUGGAACUGGUAAAGGGUAAAGAAGGAGCUGAGGAAGCAAAACUAUCUGAAAAGGCAAAUCUAUUUAGGCUGGAACUUCAGUGGGCCUACAAUCGAGAAGGUGACAACUACAACGACGAAGAUGUGUUAGAUGGCCUUCGACCCCACCCAAAUUUGGAGGAGUUGGUCAUUGGGAAUUUUAUGAGUGAUCAAUUUCCUCGAUGGUUAAUGAAUUUGCCAACAACAACAACACUCCCCGAGUCAGCAACAACACUCUCCAAGUUAGCGUGUUUGGAGUUUAAUCACUGCCACAGAUGCAGAGAACUCCUUCCCCUGCAAAACUUUACGUCUCUUAAAGAGCUGGAGAUUUGGGAUUGCGAUGGGUUGACGAAUCUGCCAGGUGACAUGCUACACUCUUGUAUCUCUCUCCAGAAGCUUUGGGUGACUUUUUGUAGCAAUCUUAUCUCCUUUCCGCUUGAUUUGCAACAAACGCCUUCUCUCUCGGAGCUGGUAGUAUUCUGGUGUCCCAAACUGAAAACGAGCAUGACGCCCAAAGGAUUUGGUUUCCUAACCAGCUUAAGGUUGCUUGUGAUUGGUCACUUCUCAGAUGAUGGUGAUGAUCAUGAAAAUUCUUCAAUUUACAAUGAGUUUGAUUGGUCUGGAUUGAUAUCCUCCUCCUCCUCUUCGUCAUCCGCACUCCGUGAAUUAUACUUAUAUGGGUUGCCACACAUGGAGUCCCUGCCACCUCAGAUCCAAUACUUGACCACUCUCACGUCAUUAACUCUGCGUGACUUUGAAGGUAUAAAAGCUCUGCCAGAUUGGUUCGGAAACUGCGCUGCUCUUGAAAACUUGCGUUUACUGAAUUUCAAAGAGCUUCGACAUCUACCCUCUGAGGAUGCCAUGAGAAGUCUCACCAAACUAAAACGUCUGCUGAUUGAUGGUUCGCCUCUGUUAAAAGAAAGAUGCACAUUCAAGACCUAGGCAUAUGGUGAUUAACUUCAAAUCAAAUUCAAUCAUGAUUGAUAGAAGAAUAGCUUCACGAAUAGAGGAUUGAUAGAAGAAUAGCUUCACGAACAGAGGUUAGAAUUUUGAAGCUUCUUCAGCACCAACUAUAUGGCUAGACCUCAAUAACUUUUGGCCUGCAUUUCCUACAAAUAGCCUAUCAACGUUUUGAACAACUAGCAGUCUUGUUUUGUUUAUUUUACGUGAUCUGCUUCUGUGGAUUUUAAGUUAUUAAUGCUAAAGUCAUCUCACUCUAUUUAAAAUUGUGAUUUUAAAGGGACUGAACUUUUACCUCUUGAUAAUGAAUUUGCAUACUUAUCUGAACUAUUUGACUAGUAAUUGCUCCAUCAGAGUCAUAUAUGAUGGUUUUCUGGCUCACUUCUCCUUGAUUUUGGCUUUUUAGCCAUGAAGACAAUAGUCAAUUGAGGAGUUUUCGCAGCUGUUGGUCAUCACUUUCAUGUUUUGGUUUAAAAAUUCUGGUAAUUUUAGAUAUGCUUCUCUUCUUUCACUGCUCAAUUUUGACUUCUAACCACUUUAAUAUCUAAUCUAUUACGUAUGAAACAAAGGAAAUCUUGUCUUCAUGAAGAUAUUAUUGAGGUAGCCAAGGAAGGUGUGUACCGUUUGAGCAAUGAAGUUGCACAAAACUUGGUGGAGUAUCUUCCAACAUUCAACUCUAAGCGCAAUGUUUUGAAGCAUUCUAGUAGUUAGUCAAGUCUGCUUGUUGUGACUCGCUGAUCUUAAUGAAUCCAUCUUGAUAGAGGCUUUUAAGCUCUCUCUGCUUUUAUGAUUGUUGGUUGCUUCUUUUUUUAUGGGACAAAACUUAACUGGGAACCUCAUCGAUGGCUCUCAUUUACUGUCUUUACUUUUGCAAAGUCCUACAAUUCCUUUCUGGGUGGCAUUCUUUUUUUCUGCCUCAGAUGGCCAAAGUCUGAGAUAUCCAUUGGGGUAUGGUUCUUUUAAACUGUCCAAAGGAUCCAAUGAUGUGUAGUCAUGAUAAUGAGGUGCUGAUUUGCAUGUUGUAGAACUCAAUUUGCAUCUCCGGCAUACUGCUCAUAGUUAGAAGUUAGAACUAAAUGGUGUUUUGGUAGCAGUUAAACGUGGAUCUCUGUUGUGCCUUAAUAGCCUACAGCUCUAUUGUUCCUCAAUGCCUCAAUGUAAUGUCUCUCAAGAUCAAGAGUCAUCAUUACCGUGAAUUUCUGCUGAUGAUCAUGGGCGGUUUGGUUGGUGAUAGAGAUUGUUUUAGAGAAACCGACUGACAAUGAGAAGCUUACAAAUUUUCAAGUGUUCAAGAGCAGAUUACUUGAUGUGGACAGUUAAGCCAUGUCAAAGCUGAAAACUUUACAUCUACGUAGUAAAGAUUUGAGGAGUUUUCAGAGCUGUUGGUCAUCAAAUUGGUGUCUGGUUCUAAGAGUCUGCCACGGAAGAUGUACUGUUCAUGCAGUAAAGCUGCACAGAAUUGUUAAGAGUAUCUUCUAACACAAUCAAGUCUAAGCUGCAAGUUUUGAAGCAUAUCGCUGUGGUUAGUCGAGACUGCUGCUACUUGCUGCAAUUAUUUCAUCCGCUGUGAUGAAGGCUAUUAAGCUCAUUCUGCCACCUAUACUUGUUGGUUGCUCCUCUCUUCAUGAUCCUGUUUCAGUCAAGAUCAAAUGAAAACAUCCAGGAUGGAAAUCCCUUUUGCUCCCUGCCUCGGAUGGCCAAAGCCUAAGAUCUUCCUUGUCUGUCUGGUGUUGUUAAACUGUCCAACCGAUUCAGCAAUUUGUAGAUAUGUUAAAUGAGGUGCUAUUUUACUUCUUUUGGAACUCAAUUUGCCAUAUCUUCCGUACUGCUUGUAGUUCAAAGUAGCUAGUAUUUUGUAGCAGAAGGAUGUGGAUUAGCUGAACCCUGAUAGGUGCUUGCAUCCUUCUUGAAGUUGUAUCUUAGCUCUGUAACAGGCAACAUAUUUUUUCUCAAGUGUUCUGCGGUUGUGCCAAUGAUACAUUUCCAUUGCUCGUUGUAUCUGUAAAGCUCAAGACAGGACUAGAGCACAAGAAUCAGUGAGCAUGAGCCCUUCUACUUUAUGUUAAUCAGAGAGCAAUUUAG